Messenger RNA from Iphiclides podalirius (scarce swallowtail), 759 nucleotides. NCBI's taxonomy places the organism in Eukaryota, Metazoa, Arthropoda, Insecta, Lepidoptera, Papilionidae. The record is from the annotation of a GenBank genome assembly.
AUGAGCCUACGAGGUCUGAACAGUCGCGCCGACCCCACCGAGUGUGAGCUUACGCUGAGGCCUCGACCGGGUGGAUCGUUUCAGACGUCGGAGUGCUACCUGUACCCGAGCUUCGAGGCGCUGGAGAGCGGCGACACGCCCAACUACGCCGAGAUCCACACCUACCUGCGCGACGGCAUCGCCCUCGAGUUCGUCGAGGACUUCCGCCGCCACGUGCCGCCCUGCCUGCCCGCGCCCUCUCCGCCCGCCUCGCCCCCAGCGCCCGCCUCGCCCCCAACGACCCCCUCGCCCGCCUCGCCCCCAGCGCCCCCCUCGCCCCCAGCGCCCCCUGCGCCCGGCGCGUUCACCCCGAGGCCGCCGGGCCCCCCGCGCCCCGCGGCCGGAGCGCCCCCCCGCGCCCCUUCGGCCCCGGCCCCGCCGCCGCCGCGGGGCGUCAUGCUCUCCGCGUCCGACUGCGAGGUGUUCUGGCUGCUGAACCGCGUGGACCCGGGCGCCGCGCACCGCUUCAUGGUGGAGGCGAUGGCGCGGGCGGUCUCUGCCUCUGCCCCGCCCCCGCCCCGGCUGAACCCCGACGCGCCCGAGUUCCGCGUGCAGCCCGCCCAAACGCAGACCGAGUGGCGUGCCCCUACCCCCGCCCCCGCCCCCGCUAUCCCCCCGCCGCCCCCCGUGGCGCCACCCGUUAGAAGGUUCCUCGAGAGCGCGCACGCCCUGAUGCGACUGCCCCCCGGCAUCCGGCCCCCGCCCGGCUUCGAAAACUUC